AUAGGUGCUCCUCUCUCGCUCGAGGGCGAGGACUUGAGCCGAAUACAGCUCGCGGAUAGGCAUGUAUCCCAGUGUCGUGCGUGGGUGAAACACUACGGGGAGGUAGCAGACUUUCCCCAACUCCUCGAGAAGGCCGAGGCCGAGAGAGCCAAGCUUGAUGUUAACGACGAGGAGAAUACCAAACCAUUAUCAACUCUUACCUCGACACAUACAGAAGCCAUCGAGAGGCGAGUGAACCUUCUCCGCUCCGUGCUCAGGAACUCGAAAUUCCCCCCAGAGCGGGCGAACAUCGAAGCAGCCAUCGCAGGGUACGAGUCAGGCUCAGGCGCCAUCCCCUACUCGGGACAGUAUACGCUCAUCUGGGCAGGACGAAUCGUCGACCAGUGUCCCGACUACAAAACCUUCUCGAGGGACCGUAGUGUGCGACUUGACCGAUACCUUGCUGAGUACGGCGAGGGCUGGCUGUGGUAUGAACCGCCCCUGACAGAAGAUGGAGGGCCUCAGGGGCCGUCGCCCACCGCCAAAAAGGCCAUUUGCCUCAACGGCCAGAGUCUCAUAUCCACCGACAUGGAUAGCAUGGGCUACUACACAGCCACACUGGGGUUUCGACGGCGGAAAGACUUAGUGAUGAGAGAGGCUCCGCACACAAGGAGCAACUCGGUCGCGGCGACGGUCAAUUCCGCCACCAUCGUGCCCGAUCCAGCCACGCCGACGACGUCUAAUGCAAAGCCACGAGCAAGACGAAAAAGACCGGCAAUGCCCGACUCUGACCCUGACAAGGACGGCCCGCGCGUGUACUGGAACACGCUGCUUGACAGCGGCGCCACGCAACCCUGUCUUUACAGUCCUGACCUAGUCAAGCUGCGCAUCGACCCAGACAAGUACGCGGCACAGAGCGCGCGCAUCAUCGCCACGGCCACGACAGAGGAGGAGCUGAAAGUGUUUGAGCUGGACGUGGGCGUCUUCGGCGGCGACUUUUCGACCAUGGUGACGUCGGAGCCGCGCAUCUGGCCAGCCGAGCCCGACAUCCUAGGCGGCACGCUGCCCGUCAUCAUCCUGCCGGGGACGGCAGGCGACGAGCCCGGCGCGCAGCCCAAGAAGGGGACGCUCCGAGAAGCGCCAAAGCGGCUGAGCGGAAUCCUGCCCUUCCACGUGUGCUACGUGUCGAGCGCGCCCGGGAACCGGAAGCUGUGGCUGGGCGAGGACCGGCGCGACGUGCUGGGGUCUGGGCGCAUGCCGGGCCAGAGGCGAGUCCACUGGUUCAGCGAGGCUGACUACGGCGACGAAUCCAACGACCGGUCGCGUUGGCGGCCCAAGCAGGAUCUGGUGCCCGAGCAGCCCAAGUGGCUGGAACGGAGCCUGCGCAAGGCCAGGUCGCCCAGGCGCGUAGUCUUCGAGCACGACAUUGACGACGGCUCGGAGCGGGUUCUGCGCGAGGAGGAUGACGGGGUCAGGAGCAUCAUC
This is a messenger RNA of Lasiosphaeria miniovina, 1464 nucleotides long. RefSeq lists its product as uncharacterized. The transcript is spliced from 2 exons. The record is from RefSeq and is a predicted model, not a curated record. Lineage: Eukaryota; Fungi; Ascomycota; Sordariomycetes; Sordariales; Lasiosphaeriaceae. The annotation marks the transcript as partial.